AUGCUGCAGGAAGUGUUACUUGGUUAUGCUAUCAGAGACCUCCAAGUCAAAGACAACCGCCUAGGAGCCCAUGCACCCCCAUUAUCAGCGCCUCUUCUAAAGAAAGGCAUAGAGGAGUGUUUUGCAAGAUACAAACGAGGAGUAAUAAAUGCAGUAUCUGCCUUGCAUCAGUUUGCACAAAUGCGCCGUGUACAACUUGAAUUGAAAGAAACUAAUGUGGCAGGUGGUAGUAUAAGCCUUUAUUUUGCCUUUUGUGCUGUGGUAGACGGUGUUCGCUACAAGACUGGACUGGGAAGAACCAAGAAGGAAUCUAGAUUAAAUGCAGCUAAACUGGCCCUUGAAGAGCUGCUGAACUUGGAGUGCACAGGGGCAAAGGCUCCUGAGAAGUCAGAUUCUUCCUGUGUUCCUGAUGAGCCCCAGACUCCAGCAAACUCUGUUCUUGUUUCAAGGAUCUGUUUUGGAGGAGGUCAGCUUCUAUAUCAAAAACUUUCACAGUCGGUUGAAGAAGUAUUUAACAGCCUGACUACCAAACAUCCCGAGUACCAAAGUUGUGGCAGUUCCCUGGCUGCUUUCAUCAUUGAGAAAGAUGGAGAGCAUGAAGUUGUAGCUGUAGGAACAGGACAAUGUAAUUACAGUCAGCACUUUAAACCUGGUGGAAGAGUGCUGCAUGACAGCCACGCCAUCGUUACUGCAAGGCGCUCUCUCCUGAGAUAUUUUUAUAGACAUCUUUUGCUGUUCUAUAAUGAAGAUCCAGCGAAGACAGAGAAAUCCAUAUUUGGCAGAGCAACAGGCUCAAAGCUGCUUACCCUGAAGCAGAAUACAGCUGUCUUUCUCUACAUGAAUCAGCUUCCAAAAGGAACUGCUCAGUUAGAAUCGCAGCUACAUCUUGGUCCAAAAACUAUAUCUGCUUACGAAAGUAAUGAAGCACUGAGUCUCCAUGUUGCUAUAGAAGGCAAGAUUUUCCUCACUGUUUGUUGUCCGCCUGAAACUCUUAGAGUAAGCUGCAUGUCCCCUAGUGACAAAUUAACAAAAUGGGAGGUGGUUGGUAUCCAGGGAGCAUUGCUGAGUCACUUCAUUCAACCGGUGUAUAUCAACAGUAUCCUUGUAG
Molecule: messenger RNA, 1108 nt
Organism: Leptosomus discolor (cuckoo roller)
Lineage: Eukaryota; Metazoa; Chordata; Aves; Leptosomiformes; Leptosomidae
Source: RefSeq, a predicted model, not a curated record